AUGAAAAUUUAUUUGUAUACUUUAUUCUUCCUAUUUAGAUUGUACAUAAAAUGUACAAGUGUACAAGGAAGUCAUUUAUUACACGAUACAGAUGGCACAUUUUCUAGUGGUCAAGGAGGACACGCAGUGGGACAUUCAUUGGGUGAUACAGGUAUAAAAGCUAUGGUAAUAACUGAAGAUGUCUUACAUAAAGGCGAUGGUAAAGCAUAUACAUCUAUACCAGCUCUAUCUAAUGCACUACAGACAGGUACUGCAAAAAGUGUUGAUCAACAAAUUGUCGAGAUGCAAGUGGGUGCACUUGAAUCUGAAAAAGAAAGCCUUAGUGCAAAGCACGAAGCAUCAGUUUUGAAAGAAAAAUUAAAACGAUUAGAAGCUAAAGAAAAACGAGCAAAGGCUGAUCUGCUAGCAAAACAAAAAGCCGAAAUUGACGUAAUUUUACACUCACCAAAAGAGGAAUUAGUAAAAGAUAUAAUGCCUAUAAUUGCAGUCACCCCGCACUCACUUGGUUUUGUUGAACAUGACAAACUUGAAUUACAGAGAUUAAAUGACCUUCGUUUGGCCGCACUAAAUGAAGGCGAAAUGCAAAAAAGAAAUGCGCUUUUACAUGAGCGACCUGACAGCGAGAGUCCAAUAGAUAAUUUGGCAAGUGAUCCUUCACUUAUACAAAAAUUUUAUGAAAAUGCGCCAGUAAAUAAAAAGUCAGCAGUUGUUGAUCCAACUAAAGGAAAGUUUUCUAUUAUAAAUGAUAGUAGCAGAUAUACAGAAGGAUGGGAUGGACAUAACCGAACAGGGCCGUCUGAACUUAACGAUCACAAUGCAUUGCAUUCAAAUUACAACACAUCUACAGAUUCAGGUAAAGAAAAUGGUGCUUCUCUUGAUCAUCCCGAUGGCGGUCAUGCAUAUUCUAAUAAAUCAGAUACUCAGCCUGAAAUUCCGCCUUCUACUUCUGAAACUAGUGGAUUAUCAAGAUUAAGGCAGCUUUUAAAUUCGGGGUCUAGGUACGGCAGUUGGUUUUAA
Vairimorpha ceranae is the source of this 1017-nucleotide messenger RNA. RefSeq lists its product as hypothetical. The coding region runs from base 1 to 1017 and encodes 338 amino acids. NCBI's taxonomy places the organism in Eukaryota, Fungi, Microsporidia, Nosematidae. The record is from RefSeq and is a predicted model, not a curated record. The transcript has a single exon.